CCUCUGAACCACCACGAACCGGUGUGAUUCUCUGAGUCGUCAGUGUGCACGACCGAGAGAGAGAGAUGGCGGCGAAAUCGAUGGCGACGCUUGAUUCUGGCACAACCUGCUCCUCAUGGAACUACUCCGGCCACCGAUUAGCCGCCGGAUCCAUAGACGGAACCCUCUCCGUUUACGACUCUCCCGUUCCAUCUUCCUCUUCUUCUUUCACUAGCAGUUCCAAAGUUAGGGUUAGCGAAUCGAGUCUUGUAAAGAUCCUCUGGCUUCCUUCGGAAUACGGCGAUGCAGUCGCCUGCAUUUGCGAAGACGGCAGCUUAUCAAUUUGGGAGGAGGUCUCUCAAGACACGCAUGCUCUUGAGUGGAAACUGCGUAAGAGCAUGAUGAACAAGUCUACCCAAGUGCUUGAUGUUCAGUUUGGGGUCUCCAAAAAGAGUCUAAAGAUGGUUGCAGCAUAUUCAGAUGGGUACAUUAGGGUCUUUGAGCUAUUGAAUCCAUUGGAACUGAAAAACUGGCAACUUCAGGCUGAGUUUCAGAAUGUUAUUGAUUCUCUGUCGGCUCUGGGCAAACCAUCAACCCUGUCUGCAUCUGUUUCUUGGAAUCCAAUGAGGAGUGGGGAGCAAGAACCCAGCUUUGUUUUAGCUUUCAACUCUGAUUCUCCUCAUCUUAAUUCUUCCAAGAUCUGGGAGUUUGACGAAGCUCAUAACAGAUGGUUGGCUGUAGCAGAAUUAGCCUCACCAGAAGACAAAGGUGAUCCAGUUUAUGCUGUCUCGUGGGCCCCAAAUAUUGGCCGACCAUACGAGGUUGUUGCUGUUGCAACUCAUAAAGGCAUAGGGAUAUGGCAAGUUGGUCUGGCUCCUGACCUUGAUGGAAGGCUUCCUGUAAAGAAGGCCGCCUCGCUUUCUGGUCAUCAAGGCGAGGUUUGGCAGAUGGAAUGGGACAUGAGUGGCAUGACUUUAGCUACCACUGGAAGCGAUGGGAUGGUCAGAUUGUGGCAGUCCAACUUAAAUGGUGAGUGGCACGAACAGGCCAUGCUCGAACCAGUCCCCUCCUGAAGAUUCCGGACUCACUUAUUUAGAGUUUAGUUCGAUGAUUCAUAUCUUUCAAUGUGAGUUAAAAGGUUUCUAAGCUUUCUAUUGUAUAACAAAUCAUAUCUUACAAUGGUUUCAAUUUCAUCUCGGUUUUGACGUU
Raphanus sativus (radish) is the source of this 1188-nucleotide messenger RNA. RefSeq names its product protein SEH1. The transcript is spliced from 7 exons. Gene Ontology annotation, biological process: positive regulation of TORC1 signaling; cellular response to amino acid starvation. Bases 66 to 1052 code for a protein of 328 amino acids. Gene Ontology annotation, cellular component: Seh1-associated complex; nuclear pore outer ring. Lineage: Eukaryota; Viridiplantae; Streptophyta; Magnoliopsida; Brassicales; Brassicaceae. The record is from RefSeq and is a predicted model, not a curated record. Gene Ontology annotation, molecular function: structural molecule activity; protein binding.